Messenger RNA from Venturia canescens, 2546 nucleotides. It is a transcript of the gene TTLL1B, whose product is annotated as Tubulin tyrosine ligase-like 1B. Gene Ontology annotation, molecular function: metal ion binding; tubulin binding; ATP binding. Gene Ontology annotation, cellular component: cilium. The record is from RefSeq and is a predicted model, not a curated record. Gene Ontology annotation, biological process: microtubule cytoskeleton organization; protein polyglutamylation. Lineage: Eukaryota; Metazoa; Arthropoda; Insecta; Hymenoptera; Ichneumonidae. The transcript is spliced from 10 exons. The coding region runs from base 275 to 1582 and encodes 435 amino acids.
UAAUAAUUAAAAAAAAUUGAAAUACCAUAUAAUUUGAAUAAAUUUUCUCAAAGAAAUUUUUCUCUCCAGAUUGAGUUUUCCGAUAUUUUUCCGUUUGUGAAAUCAUCUCUGUAGGUGAAUUCGCGCAUGAUAAUAUGCAUGAUAGCACUACACGAGUGAUUUCAAACAGAUUAUACAUUGCAUUUAUUAUCUUCUCCAAAGUCUUCUUUCUGGCGGUCUCCAUAGAACAUGUAAAUAUAUCGAUCAAACAUUAAACUCAAAUCAUUUGUAAGUAAUGGCGAAUACCCUGGGUCCCGAUGUUAAACGAGCUGGAAACUCUAAUUUGGCAACUAUUUAUGGGAGGGUGCCGACCAUCGGUACAGAUAAAAUGAAAGUGACAUUCUGUACUGACAUGGAGAAAUCGGUGAUAGUGUAUAAUUUUGAAAAGAGGGGAUGGAGUCAGGUUGGUCCGGAAGACGAUUGGAAUUUUUACUGGGCGGUUACUCAAUCGUGCAGAAAUAUAUUUAGCGUCGAGACUGGUUACAGAAUGGGCGAUAAUCAGACAAUAAAUCAUUUUCCUAAUCAUUACGAGCUGACGAGAAAAGAUUUAUUAGUGAAGAAUAUAAAGAGAUAUCGAAAGGAUCUGGAGCGCGAGGGAAGUCCCCUCGCGGAGCGAGGCGAAGGCCCUGGAAAAUAUCUUCAUCUCGAUUUCAUUCCGGUCACCUUCGUCUUACCUGCAGAUUACAAUAUGUUUGUCGAGGAAUAUCGAAAAUCGCCACAGAGCACGUGGAUCAUGAAGCCUUGUGGCAAGUCUCAAGGUGCUGGUAUAUUUCUGAUAAAUAAGCUCAGCAAACUGAAGAAAUGGUCGAGGGAAGCAAAAAACCCUUUCAAUCCUAACCUGUCCAAAGAAUCGUAUGUGAUUUCACGGUACAUUGACAAUCCUCUGUUGAUUGGGGGCAAAAAAUUUGAUCUUCGUUUGUACGUUCUCAUAACGUCUUUCCGGCCUCUCAAAGCGUAUCUCUUCAAAUUAGGUUUCUGUCGCUUUUGUACAGUGAAAUAUGACACGAGCAUUCAAGAACUCGACAACAUGUACGUCCACCUGACCAACGUUUCUGUACAAAAACAUGGGGAAGAAUAUAACAGUCUUCACGGUGGGAAAUUGAGUGUUCAAAAUUUGCGUCUGUAUUUGGAAAGUACACGUGGCAAGGCUGUUACAGAAAAAUUGUUUGCCAAUAUAUCCUGGUGCAUUGUGCAUUCGUUGAAAGCUGUUGCCCCGGUAAUGGCAAAUGAUCGACACUGCUUUGAGUGUUACGGUUAUGAUAUUAUCAUCGAUAAUAAGCUUAAACCUUGGUUGAUUGAGGUCAAUGCUUCGCCGUCCUUGACUUCAACAACGGUUAACGACAGGAUAUUGAAAUAUAAAUUAAUCGACAACAUUGUCUCCGUGGUUCUACCGCCCGAUGGAGUUCCCGACGUCCGAUGGAAUAAAUGUCCGAGUCCGGAAGCGAUGGGGAAUUUCGAGUUGUUGUUGGAUGAAGAGUUGUCGGCUCAAGAAGAGCGAGACAAUCCAUCGGGAAAGUCGCGUUCCUCGAACAAAUGGAAAUGACUGUAUAAAAUCAGGUGUAACCGUGAUACGUGACAUAGAAAAAAAAUGAAGUCCUAAAUACAUCAACAAAAAGAAUUAUGUUUUAUUUUUUUUUUUCAUUUUGUACAAAUAUUAUACAUUAUUCCGUAAUAAUUACGACGAAAAAACAGUGCACGAGUUAAAAAACGUGAAACGUUAAUUUUGUAUUUAUGCUUUUCAGUCUUCGAUGCAAAAUUAGGCGAAUUAAUUCAACGACGAUAUUUGAAUUUGAUUUUAUUUCAAUAAUUCAAAUUUAUAAGUAUGCUCCAAGGCGAUUGCCAAAGUGGCAGUGCGCGCGAAUAAGGUCGCUGCUUUAUUUCACUCUGUUUGCGCUCCUUUUCCUUCCUCUUUUUUCUUUCAAUAAGUUAUAUUUGUACGAAAAUCGUUAGUCUAUCUGGAUAUCCUUGGAUUCUGUAUCUUUACGUUGUACAUUUAAAUACUAUUUAUCAUAUUCUUGAAAAUUAUGGCACGGUUUCGUGAUUAUUCUAAUUGAAACAUAGGAAAAAGUGGAAGGGGAACGGUCAUUUGAAAAGCUGACGAUAAAAAUGGAAUUUUGUAAGUGUACAAAUCGACGAAAAAUUUCGCCUUCCCAAUUGGAAUGAUGUUCGGAAAAUAAAACAUAAAAAAACUCUAAAAGUACAAAUUUGUAACAAAGUUCCCCUAACUAAAUUCUACUUUAAACAUUGUAUUCAUUAAUAAUUGCGAGAUUUUUUUGAACAAUUUACGAAGUUUACAUUGUCGAAAUUUGAAAGAAUUCAUUUUAGCAGUGAUGAAUUUCAUUCUUACACUGGUUUUUAAAGACCAACCAGACUUUUGUACAAAUUUGAAUAUUCCACGUUACGAAAAAUUGCAAUUCGACUAUACAGACUUCAACAUUAACGGAUAUCUGCAUACACACUGGAACUAAAAGAAUAAAAAAUAAAUUGCCAUUUUUUCUUCGCCGAAA